AUGACGUCCACUUCCACGCCGGCUCCUGGCAAUCUUCCGAUCGUACCAGACACGCUGCUGUACUACAAUCUCUAUGAUCAGCUCUGGAAGCAGCGCCAGAAGCAAGAGGACUUUGAGAAACGGCUCGACACCAGCGAGAAGGAGAAGGAGGACUUUCGGACCACUUUUCAAGCAGAACUCAACGCCUUAGAAAAGCAGCUCAAAGGUCAGACAUCGGCGUUCAUGAAGAAGCUACGCCAGUCAGAGGAGCGAUUGGAAGCAAGGCUAGACGCAAUGCAGCGCCAACUUGAUACACAAAAGACCACACAAAACGCAAAUGCCGAAACAGUGCAACACGACAUCCGUAAUCUUCAAAGGAACCUAGAUCUGAGAUCAGGCCAACAGACUGCGCCAGCACCAGCGUUGCCUGUAAUUCGCGACCUCAAACGACCUAUCACGACAGAUACGCGCGGGCACCCACAGUCUAGCUCCCCGAAGCCGACGCAAACUCGAUCGAAAACCAGGCCAAAGCAGUCAGCCUCCGGCAACAGUCGCGAGAAGGCGUCCAAGACUCGAAUGGAAGAGUUUCGCCAGCACCAGAAGGAUGCUCAUGAAGCAUAUCUGCAGCUGAAAUCCACAAACUUCAAUGCAGUGCGAGCAUUCGUGUACAAGUUCAUCGAGAAUAUUUCCGACUUCGAAAUUUCUCAGAAGUUCCAACUGGAACUGCUCACAGUGCUGCCGGAUUAUCUAAGAGAGGGAAAGAAAAGCAAAUAUGGUUGGCGACAUGUUGUUGCUGUGGGAGGUACUUUGAAAUGGGAGGAUGUCUCGCGAGUCGCCAGUUCCAUUGAUGUUGGCGAGGACUAG
Messenger RNA from Colletotrichum chrysophilum, 843 nucleotides. RefSeq lists its product as uncharacterized. The coding region runs from base 1 to 843 and encodes 280 amino acids. The transcript is spliced from 3 exons. NCBI's taxonomy places the organism in Eukaryota, Fungi, Ascomycota, Sordariomycetes, Glomerellales, Glomerellaceae. The record is from RefSeq and is a predicted model, not a curated record.